UUGCCAUGGGGGACAUGGGGACCCCUCCUCUGAGCCCCUGCCAGGAGCUGGCAGUGCCAUGAGGUGGCUCAUGGGGGUUGAGGCAGGGGGUGGCACUGGACACCUUGUUUGGGUUGGGGGGACAUGGGCUGAAGCAGUUUUGGGGGCAGUGGAGGAUGGCACAGGAGGAGUGGGGUGACACAGGUGAGAUGUUCAGGCAGGUCCCACCCCCGUGUGGCUGUGCUGAGCCCCUGGGUGCCCCUUUCUGUGGCAGGGCCAGAAAUAGCCCGGGCAGCAGCAUUCCCUGCUCCCCCUCCCUGCCGCACCCUGACGUCUGGAUCGGGGCGCCUCCUCCCGCGUUUCCUCAGGAAGAAACCCAAGGCUGGAGGGAGGAAGAGGCCGCCCCACGGGUGGGACGGGACAGACGGGACAGAGGGACACCAGCGUGGGGCUGGGGAGCCACCAGGACUGGGGCCCUGGUGCCCUGCUGGAAUGGAGAGCGCCCGGCCCAUCCUCUGCCUCCAGCUGUGGCUGUGGGUGCAGAGCUCGGCCCAGGAGCUCGACCCUGAGGGCAGGAACGUCUGCAGGUUCCCGGCCGGCCUGGAGUGCUGUCCCGGCUGGAGGCAGGAGGGGAGGGCGUGCACGGUCGCCGUGUGCGAGGGGGAGGACGCCUGCAGAGAGGGCGAGGUGUGCGUGAAACCCGGGCUGUGCCGCUGCAAACCCGGCUUCUUCGGAGCAGACUGCAGCUCCCGCUGCCCCGAGCAGUACUGGGGCCACGACUGCAAGCGGAGCUGCCCGUGCCACCCCAACGGGCGCUGCGACCCCGUCAGCGGCCACUGCACCUGCGACCCCAACCACUGGGGUGGGCUCUGCCAGUUCCCCUGCCAGUGCGGCCCCCACGGCCGCUGCGACCCCCUGACCGGCGCCUGCCACUGCGAGCCGGGCUGGUGGGCACCGAGCUGCAGGAAGCAAUGCCAGUGCAACCCCUCCACCUCCCACUGCGACCCCCUGAGCGGGCUGUGCCGCUGCCUGCCGGGCUGGUGGGGCAGGAGAUGCAGCUUCAAGUGCUCCUGCAACGUCUCGCCCUGCGCGCAGGAGACGGGCAAGUGCGAGUGCCUGCCUGGCUACUGGGGACCGGCGUGCCAGCGGCGCUGCGACUGCGGGCACGGCUCCUGCAGUCCUGUCACCGGCCACUGCAGCUGCGAGCCCGGCUACCAGGGCAGGAGCUGCCGGGACCCCUGUCCCGCAGGGAAAUACGGAUCUCAGUGCGUGCACAGCUGUGGGAGCUGCAAGCGCAGCCAGCCCUGCUCACCUGUGGAUGGUUUCUGCCUGGCCUGCCAGCCUGGCUGGAACGGGACCCUCUGCAAGGAUCCCUGUGCUCCUGGAUUCCAUGGGGAUGGCUGCCUCCAGCCGUGUCCCCGCUGCCAGCACGGGGAGCCCUGUGACCCCCAGAGCGGGUCCUGCCUGCGCUGUGACCCCGGCUGGACAGGACCCAGCUGCAACAGCUCCUGCCCCAUGGGCACCUUUGGUGAUGGCUGCCAGUUCCUCUGCCCCGAGUGUGUUUCGGGGAGCUGUGACCCUGUGACAGGAGUUUGCAUCUGCCAGGCAGGCUACUGGGGAGACAGCUGCAACGACACCUGUCCCGAGGGCUAUUUUGGAGUGAAUUGUUCCUCACCCUGCCAGUGCUCCCGGGGGACCUGUGACCCUGUGCAGGGUGACUGUGUGCUGAGUUUGAAGGACCAUGGAGCCCUUGCAGCUGCCAUCCUUGUCCCUCUCCUGCUGCUGCUGCUCUGUGUCGCCUGCUGCUGCUGUGGUGCCAGCUCAGCAGAUGCCAGAGACAGGGCAGCUGUGCCAGAUGAUGAUGUGGUGGCCAGGAUGAAGCACCACGUGCAGGGGGUGCUGGCCAACCUCAGUGCUCUCAUGCCCUGCUUUAACCUGGGUACCUCAAAACUUCCCAAAGUCACAGUCUCCCAUCACGACAUGGAAAUCCCCUACAACCCCAGCUUCAUCGAGCCCCCAUCGUCUGCAUGGGUGUCAGACAGCUCCUUCUCCUCCUUCGACACCGACAACGAGGGACCCGAGUACUCCGUCCCGCCCAGAGAAGGCAUCCCGCUGCUGGGCGGGGCUGAGCUGCAGGAGGGGGCAUCCCCCCCUGGCGAGGCGCUCCCGGACCCGUCCGCCUUCGACUCCGAGGAUGUCUCGCAGUCCUUCGCCAUCCCCCGCACCUCCAGCAUCGCCAAGGCCAAGCGACCCUCUGUGUCCUUCGCCGAGGGGACAAAAUUCGGGGCUGCCGAGACCCCCAGCCCCAGCCGGAAGCCCAAGGCCCCGUGGGGCCCGUCCAGGCUGACCCCACCGCCGGGGGACGCGGCGGCCGAGCCCCCCAGCGAGAGCCCGGCCAGCGAUUGCUACGAGAACCCCGAGCCCCUCGGCAAGGGGGACGAAAGCCACCGGCCAUCGCCUCGGGCCACCCCGGGGGGACGCCGCAGGGUGGUGUCCAGCACCAGGCAUGUGGCCCAGAGAGUGGAGGCGCUGGAAGCAGCUGCGAAAUGCGGCAGCUGGGAGGCGAAGGGGAAGGAGCCCAAUGUCACCACCAUCUACAUGAUGGUGGGCACGGCCGGGCAGGACCCCAAGGCGGAGGGGACUGGCGAGGGACCGGUCCAGGCUGUGCUGAAGCGUCUGGGCAGCUUGCAGAGGGGCAAGUGGGCUGCGAAGGAGGAGCCCAAGGUGAGGAGGAGCAUGGAGGCCAUCCAGAAACCUCCUCGCCGGGCCCUGGCGCAGCGCAGGGACUCGGAGAACAGCUGCAAGCAGAGGGACAGUGUGCCGGGGGCUCCCGCCGAGUCAGCCCCUGGCAAGCAGCAGCAUCCCGCUGCGAAGAGACUGUCCCUCCUCCUUGCAUCUCUCUCGUCAAAAAACACCGGUGCCCAAGACGGGGCCAGCGAAACCGCAGGUGCCACAGAGAAGGGCAAAAGCCAAGAGGUAGUUGGCAGCCUCGAAAGGAAGGGACAGGCUGCCGCGGAGGAAGAGCCGAAAUACGAGAACGUGGCCAGCAGCGGUGCUGAUUCGCCCUCCAGCCCCGGCAAAGAGCUGCCGGCCGCCCCUCCGGCCACCUGAGCCACCACCCCCGGGCUGGGGCCGCGGGAGCCACCGGGCUCCUCCAGCCCCAGCCUGGGACAGCCGGGGGCCCGCUCCGAGCUGUGAACCAGAGAAGCCUCGAGCCUUCCUGGUGACCCCCUCUGCUCUGCGGCCUCGCUGGGGCCACAGCAGGGACAGCCUGUGGGGCUGUUUUCUGCUCCUCCCUGCCCUACCAGCCUGUGUCUGCACAGCCCCGGGGGACAGCGAUGCUCUGGAUGCUGUGGUGGCACCCUCAAGUCCCUGUCACCACUGGGGACAUAUCCAGUGCAGGGCUGCUGAGUGCCCAGCUGAGAAAUGCAUGCACAAAAUCCAGUCUCACCCCAUCAGUUUUCACCUUUCCCUGUCCCAAUUCCUGUGAUGCAGCUCGGAGCCUCUUGCUGGAAAGGUGUUUCUCGCUGAAGGGGAUUAUUUUGUGGAGCUGGGCUGAGGAGAGAUGAUGGGCUGUCACAAGCAGCUUCAGAAAAAAAUAUUAAUUUUAGCUGCUUAUCUCAAAGGGUAUCUGGGUCUGCAGGGGUUUAUCUGUGUGGCUCUGGCUUCUGUGGCAGGCCCUGGCUGCCUUUGCUUUCAUGUGGAAAAGCUUGUGGCAGGACACAGGGUGUAGUGACAGCCUUUUAAACUCCACACAGUUCCAAGCUGCAGUUGUGCAAACGUGGCAGCUGGGCAGUGACCAUCAACCUGUGCACCUGGCGCCGUGCUGAUAAGGAGGGAAGUUGCCAGGAAAGUGGGGUUUCCAUGGGUGCCCUAAGCUCCUGCCACCUCCCACGCCUCAUUCCUGCUGUGGAGGCAAGCUGAGAUGCCAAAGAGGAUUUGCAGAGUGAUCUGGUUUUAGAUGUAUCUAAGUAGUAGAAGGUUUUUGUGUAUUUUUUAUGUUAUUUUGCGUUGUGUGAAAGCCUUGGAAUGAAAAUUAAAUGCCCUUCAGGACAUGGGUUUCCCAGCUACCCUUUGAGUCAAAGAUACAACCAGGAAUAUUCUCCAGAGUGUGGAAACUGUCAGCAGCCUUAGGCUUUCUGUUUGGGAAUUUUUUUUUAGAUUUUCUGUCUCUAUUGAAUUCUGAAUUCUCAUUCACUGAGCUGAGCCCUGUGCAAAGCCCAAGACAGGAGUGCAGGAGGAAUGUGAGUGGGCUGUGAAUGUCCAGAGCCCCUCUGCUGCAGCCUGCACCUCACACAUCAUGUGCAGAGCUCCACAUGAAUCCUUCUGGUCUGGCACUGCUCAGCUUGGCUUCAGGGUUUGGGGUGUUUCAGAAAACACAGUGGGUUUUGCUUUUUCCCUUUUGCUUCCCAUGGGUGCUUCUCCACAGCACAAGGCACCAAAUUCUCACAGUCUGACCUGGCUGAAGCUUCCAGUUUUGCAGCCAGCACAAAGCACCCUUUCCUGCAGUGGAAUCAUCUGCUGCUGUGAUUAUAACACCAAAUAUUCUGGCAUCCAAAUAAAACUGCUCAUCCUGGCAGGACUGGAGCAGCAGCCUGUUCUGCACGGGCUUGCUUUUGUUUUGACACCAUUUUAUGACAGCGGCAGGGACAGUCCCACAUUUGAUUUAUAAGCAACCAUUUUUUUUUCCCUAAUGGGAUGGAUAUUUUGAGCCUGUGAGCUGAGCAGUGCUGUGCCAGAAGUGAACAUCACAUGAGCCAGUUCACUCUGGGUGCAGCAUGUAAAUAGCUGACAACAACCUGACAGCCUCAAACCAGCGCCCGGUUUGAGAAAACCUUCCUUGUCCAUGGAGCCAGGAUGUUUCCCCUGCUUGAAGAUGAAGCAUCUUGGCUGUGUCUGGGCAGUGAAAGGGGAACGAGCUGCAGAUUUCCAGCGUGUGGCUGCCCAUGCACGCUCCUGCAGCGUGGCUGCGCUGGUGUCUGCUUGCUGGGGAUGCUUCCGUCGGCUGUGCCGGUGGUUUAGCUCUGGCUGUGGGAGGUCAGCAAGGCAGAUCUGGCAGGGGAAUCUCUUCCUGUGCUGGAUUUCUGACUUUCCAAAGCUGCUGCAGUGUUUGGAAGGCAGGCAGUGGGAAGAGAUUCACGUGCAGGUGCUGUCUGAAAGCAGAGAGGUGUCUGUGUGCUCUGCUGGGGCAGCAGCAGAGGCUGGAGCUGUUCCUGAGGUCUGUCCUGUGGUGGUCUGUCCUUGUCAUCCUGUCAGCCUUGUCAUCUCCUUUCUCAAACUGCCCAAGCCUUUGAAGAGCACCACAUCAUUUAGCCCAGUGCCUGUGCCAGAGCAGGAGCUGUCACCUCCCUCCCAGCUAAACUCAUUCCUGGCCAGUUUCUAAAAACACGUCUCUGUGUCAGUGCUUUUCUUCGGCUGCACUUUAUUUUUUUUCUCCCCAUGCUGUUUACUCAAUCCCUAGGGUAUUUAUAGCUGGCCACGGAUCACCUGAUAGCUUUUCUCCUUCUAGGAUAGGAAAACUGAGCCCUCCCUGCUCUUGCUGAGGCAAAGGGUUCCCGUGACCCCAAACAGCCUCCGAACCCUCCUCAUGCUCCUCCCCGUCACAGUUUGUGUUUCUCGGACACAGCAGCCAGGUCUGGGUGCUGAGGUCUCCUGGGUCUCGUGCUGCUCAGCCUUCUUCUACCUCUGCUAAACACCUGGCACCGACCCAGGCUGCCUUGUUUUCUUUGGGCUUUUUGUUUGUUUGUUUGCAUUGGCUUAAAUCCACUUUUGCAGCUGUUGAAACGUUUGAUCCCUCUUCCACAGCCAAGGCUGAGGAGUUUCCUCUUCCCACCCGCCACAGGGAUGGAGUGGUGGGGACACGUCCGUCUGUCUGGGGCCCUCUGCUUCCUCUGGGGUGUUUACCUGCCACAAAUGCUGUUUUCAUCUCCUUUGGCUGAGAAAAUAUCCCCUAUAAAGAUUCUAGGGAUUUAUGGCCAUGUCCUCUGACCCAGGACCUCCCUAUUGAGGGAAGGAUUUAUGGAAGGUGUAGAAAUACCUCAGAGGAAUGCUCUGAAAAAUAAUUUAACAGAAAAAAGAAAGCAGAGCUGUGGUGAAGUCAGAUGUGAAGCUGGCUUAUAAUGGUAUUACUUUAUUUCAUGAAGCUGGGCUGUAUCCUCAGCAGUGAUCAACAAGUUUAGUGAGGGGAUUUUCCCCCUUUACCCUGCCCACCUAAGAUACCACCUGGAGUAUUGUGUCCAGCUGUGAGGAUUCCAACAUAAAAAGGACAGGGAUGUGUUGGAGCAAGGCCAGAGGAAGCAACAAUGAUGAUCAGAGGCUGGAGCAGCUCUGCUAUGGACAGGCUGAGGGAGCUGGGGGUGUUCAGCCUGGAGAAGAGCGCAGGGAAACCUUAUAGCACUUCCAGUGCCUGAAGAGGCUCCAAGAGAGCUGGAGAGAGACUUUGGACAAGGGAUGAAGUGACAGGACAAGGGGGAACAGCUGACAGAGGGCAGGUUAGAUGGGAUACCGGGAAGAAAUUCUUGGCUGUGAGGCUCUGGCACAGGUUGCCCACAGAAGCUGUGGCUGCCCCACUCCUGGAACUGCUGAAGGCCAGGUUGGAUGGGGCUUGGACCAACCUGAUCUGGUGGAAGGUGUCCCUGCCCAUGCCAGGGGGUGGAACGAGACGAUCUUUUAGGUUCCUUCCAACCCAAACCUUUCUGUGACUCUUUGAAUGAGCUGUGUUGUGGGCUGGGGUGUCUCGAGGGCUCAUUGCCCCUGUCCAUCUGUCCCAUGACGGUGGUCAGCCCAGGGCUGCGUUGGAUGCCUGUUCCCAAAAUACCCUUUUAAUGGGGUGGAGCAGUUUCUCAGGUCUCUCCUUGAGCAGGACAGGCAGACUUCGCAGGACAGAUCCGGUGCUCGUACCCACAGCAGACGAGCCAUGCCGCGGUGCCGUUCCCCACACGGCUCCCGGUAUUCGGCGGGGCUGUCCUCCCUCACAGCAGCCGCUCCGCGGUAAGCGCGGUGCGGCUCCCGCGGCUGCCGCCCGGGGCCGGCGGAGACCGGCGGAGAGCGGCAGCGAUCCCCGCGGGGCGGUCCCGCUGUCCCCGCGCCGGGCCGGGCGGGGGAGCCGCUUCACCUCCCGCCGCCCUUCCCGGGUUUGUCGCUUUUCCCUGGAAGGCGGCGAGCCCGACCAGCGCUCGGGUGUGUGUGUGUGAGGGUCUGUGUCUGAGGUGUGUAUGUGAGGGUCU
Molecule: messenger RNA, 7205 nt
Organism: Onychostruthus taczanowskii (white-rumped snowfinch)
Lineage: Eukaryota; Metazoa; Chordata; Aves; Passeriformes; Passeridae
Gene: SCARF1
Product: scavenger receptor class F member 1
Exons: 11
Coding region: 472-3090 (872 amino acids)
Molecular function (GO): scavenger receptor activity
Source: RefSeq, a predicted model, not a curated record